AUGUCUAUUGAGCGCGCUUUGAACUUGACCAGCAUCGCGGAGACGAGAUGCCUCUACGAUGACUGGGCCGAAAAUUACAAUCGCGACCUGCUAGGUGCAGACCAAGAUUACGUGGCACCAGUCCUUGCCAGCGAGCAGGUCGUCAAGUAUGUCGGUCCGUCUGCUAUUGCAACGUCAAAAAUUCUAGACGCUGGGUGCGGAACAGGCCUUGUCGGAGUCAAUCUCGCGAAGUUCGGAGCCACGCAGAUAGAUGGCGUAGACCUCAGUCAAGGAAUGCUCAAGGUCGCCGAGAGAUCUGGUGCAUACCGGUCUUUGAGCACGACAGACCUCUCCCAGCCUUUGACGCAGGCCUCUGACUACUACGAUGUCGUUGUCUGCGCUGGUACGAUGACUGAGGGUCAUGUAGGGUCCGAAGCUUUUGACGAGUUUGUUAGAAUUGUUCGCUCUAGCGGAUUCGUUGUCGCAACUGUGUACGAGACUGUGUGGGAGAAGAAUGGCUAUAAGGAAAAAGUUACGUCUCUUGACAAGCUGGGAAAAGUGAAUCUCUUGAGCGCCCAAUUGGAAGACUAUAGACGUGGAGCGCGUGCGGUCAUGGUUAUUCUUCAAGUACGGUGA
Messenger RNA from Colletotrichum tamarilloi, 615 nucleotides. Its product is annotated as Methyltransferase domain-containing protein. Gene Ontology annotation, molecular function: methyltransferase activity. The record is from RefSeq and is a predicted model, not a curated record. The transcript has a single exon. Lineage: Eukaryota; Fungi; Ascomycota; Sordariomycetes; Glomerellales; Glomerellaceae. Bases 1 to 615 code for a protein of 204 amino acids.